This is a messenger RNA of Drosophila mauritiana, 2008 nucleotides long. RefSeq names its product leucine-rich repeat-containing protein 15. Gene Ontology annotation, molecular function: protein binding. Bases 413 to 1894 code for a protein of 493 amino acids. Gene Ontology annotation, cellular component: extracellular matrix. The record is from RefSeq and is a predicted model, not a curated record. NCBI's taxonomy places the organism in Eukaryota, Metazoa, Arthropoda, Insecta, Diptera, Drosophilidae. The transcript is spliced from 6 exons.
AUGAAUGGACUUAGUCACUUCCAAUACUCGUAUAGCGCUUCUCUCGUAUCUUAUCAUGGAUUUAAUCAGCCUACAGUGCCUACACUAUGCACAAAAGGGGCUAGUGUCGAUAUAAAUUAAAAUAAUUCAGAAAUAAUAUUGUAAAAAGAUUCACUAGCUUAAAAAGUGUGAAUUUUGGAGUUAAUGCUAUUGAAUAUGUUUUAAGGCAUUGCGAAAGUCGCUCGAAUGACCCACAAAAGCGACUCUUUUGUUGGAUAGUGUUAUCAAUGCUUUGGAAGAGAUAAGAUAAAAACUCGUGAAAUAUUAGGUGAAUAAUAUGUGGGGUUUUGUCCUCUUGUUAGUCAUGUACACUUAAUCGAUCGGUGAACACGCCUAAAGUUCAAUUUUAGUUUGCAAAAGAAGUUGUAGAACAAUGAAUUUAAUAAAAUCAGCUACAUUAGCUGCAGCGAUUUUUUGUAUCGUUUUGAGCCAAGUUUCUGGCCAGACGAAAGAUGAAACCACAACAAUCAAGCCAGAAACGCCAAAGGAAAAAAUCAAAGUAAUUGAUAGCAAAUUGUGUAAAAAGUGCGAUUGCUAUAUCGACACCAACUUGCUGGAGUGCUCCGGAAAACUACAGGAUUGGUUGUCCGCCGAGGACUGGGAGAUUCUGAUCAACGGCGAUGUUGUGUUCAAAACAAUCAGUCUGGAGCACAACAACCUGACCAGCGUGCCAAUUCUGCCGAGAUACGAUGUGGAGAACUUGUACUUGGCUAAUAACCAAAUCGAUUCCAUUACCGUGGCAGCUUUUCAGAAUUUAACCCAACUAGUCACACUCGAUUUGUCGCAUAACCGAUUGACUUCGAAAGUUCUGGUGCCGGAUGUUUUUAAAGGUCCCUUCACUAUCCACGAUUUUGCGUCGUUGGAAAAUCUAAAGAUUCUCAACUUGGGAUACAACGAUAUUCAUAGCUUGGAUGCGGAUCUGUUUGAACACAUUCCCCACAUUGAGGAACUCGUUCUCUGCUCAAAUAGAUUUCAUGUCAUCGAUCAACUAUCAGAAACAGCCAUUUCCGGCUUACAAUCGUUGAAGACCUUGGAUGUCUCUUAUAUGGAAAUCGACGACUUGCCGGAUACAAUUCUACAUGGUCCUCGAGAUCUUGAGAUCCUUAUAGCAGCUGGCAAUUUGUUUAAUCAAUUGCCAAAAGCCCUGAAAUAUGCGACGAACUUGACCAGCCUGGUCUUAAACGAAAAUCCCAUCGAAAAUUUGAUUGGCGACAAUGUAUUUCCACCUUUGACAAAAUUGACCCACCUCAGCAUGACUUUUAUGUCCAAGUUGUACAAAAUUGGGCCAGGAGCAUUUAGUGAACUGCAAAGUUUAACCGAACUGAUAUUGUCCGACAACAAACUGCUAAAUGAAAUUGAUGAGGAGGCUCUAUCCAAGAACGUAACUGGUGGCCAGUUCUUGGACUACCCGCCAUUGGAAAAGGUUUACUUGAAUAAUUGCAACGUGUCGACAUUGCCGAAACAACUACUAGUGCGCUGGGAUAAACUUAAGGCUCUGGAUCUUAGAUUCAACCCGUGGAAUUGCGACAACUCCAAUGACUACUUGAUCAACGUCUUGAUAGAUCGAAUCAACAAGACCACGCCUGUUCUGGCCAAAGAUGUCAAGUGUGGCGGUCCGAACAAGUUAAACGAUGUUACGCUGCUCAGAGUGGCGAAUGAACAUAUGAUAGAAAGUUCGACGGGCAGUCUCAUAUGGGUUGGACUCCUGGUUGUCCUGCUUAUCGCGGUGCCGACCAUCAUUGGUGCCUACGUAAUGAAGAGGCGCGGCUGCUUUGGCGUCUUUAGGCGUCAUGACAGCGGUGCUAGCAGUGCUCUCUAUAAUAGGACUAGUUUCAACGAGGAUUUCCAUAUUUAACUUUCUUUUUGUAUAAUAAAAGCCUUGAAGCCUUAAUAUUCCAUUAAACGGUUGGUAAUUUGGCGUAAAUCUGUAAAUACACUUACAUAAAUUAAGUAAACGUUUAUUGUUUUA